CCUUUUUCACAAACACUUUUGCUACUCAAAAAGUCAAACGCGCGUUGCAGAAUCAAGUGAAACCUCGCUCCAAACGCAUCAACCUCGCUCUCUUCCUCCCAUUCGCCGACAAUUUUCCUCUAUUUCCUCAAUUUUGCCCGGAUAAAUAGUUUUAGAAUGACCUGGUCUGCCGGGAAGCUCUCCGUUUCCCUUCUCCUACUGUUUGCAGCAUUUGUUACAACAUGUUCUGGUGAAGCCAGCAAAGAAUCAAGAGUGGUUUGCUACUUCAGCAACUGGGCAAUCUACAGACCGGGAAUCGGCAGUUAUGGAAUUGAUGACAUUCCAGGAGAGUUGUGCACUCAUGUGAUUUAUUCCUUCAUUGGUGUCAGCAAUGUAACCUGGGAAAUUCUAGUCCUCGACGAGGAUAUCGACGUCGACAAAAGUGGAUUCAGAAACUUUACGAAUCUUAAACACAAAUAUCCCAAUUUAAAGACGGAAGUUGCCGUUGGCGGAUGGGGUGAGGGUGGAAGAAAAUACAGCAAUCUCGUUGGAGUGAAAGCGAGGCGGGACACAUUUAUCCGAAGUGUCGUCGAAUUUAUGAACCGAUACAACUUUGAUGGUUUCGAUUUGGAUUGGGAGUAUCCGGCGGCUGCCGAUCGAGGUGGAAAAUUCUCGGAUAAGGAUAAUUUCUUCUUUUUCGUUGAGGAAUUGAGAAGAGCCUUUGAUAAGGAGGGAAAAGGAUGGGAGAUCACAAUGGCAGUGCCUCUGGCGAAAUUCCGUCUUCAAGAAGGUUAUCACGUUCCAGAAAUUUGCGAAAAUGUCGACGCGAUUCACGUGAUGUCCUACGAUCUUCGAGGAAAUUGGGCUGGUUUCGCGGACGUGCACAGUCCUCUCUACAAGAGGCCGAGUGAUCAGUGGGCCUAUGAGAAACUGAACGUGCAUGAUGGUCUUUUGCUGUGGGAGGACAUGGGAUGUCCGGCAAACAAAUUAGUGGUUGGGGUUCCAUUUUAUGGCCGAACUUUCACACUGAGUGCUGGUAACAAAAACUACGAAAUCGGAACUUAUAUUAAUAAAGAAGCUGGUGGAGGGGCUCCUGGAAAAUACACCCAGGCCAAAGGAUUUCUCUCCUAUUACGAGAUCUGCACAGAAGUCAAUGAUCCCGAGUCUGGGUGGACAAAGAGAUGGGAUUCCGUAGGAAAAGUUCCUUUCGCCUACAAAGGUACCCAAUGGGUGGGCUAUGAAGAUCCAGAGAGUGUUCAAAUAAAAAUGGACUUCAUCAAGACAAAGGGCUAUCUGGGUGCAAUGAUCUGGGCACUGGACAUGGACGACUUCCAAGGAGUUUGUGGAAAGCCCAACACCUUGACGCAAAUUCUACACGACAACAUGAAGAGCUAUCAAGUACCCCAACCAACUAAGGCACUUCCCUCAAGGCCUGAAUGGUCGAGACCACCGAGUACAACUCCCGGUCCGGGAUUCGUGAAGCCUUCGACGCCAAAACCGAUAGUAACAAGACCCCAAUCAACAACUCCAUUAAGGGAAAUUGAGGAAACAACUCCUCGACCAAGUUGGCCCGAGAAACCCGAGAUACCUCCAACACCUAUUGAUGAAAUUGAUGAGGAUUCCAAUGAAAUUAAAUGUGGCGACCAGGACUAUAUGCCCUCCAAGGAUUGCAGUUUAUACUACAGAUGUGUGUAUGGAAAGCCACUAAAGUUUCAAUGUAGAGACGGACUGGUUUACAAUCCUGAGAAAUAUAUCUGUGAUUGGGCUCAUAAUGUACAUCGCGAUGACUGUAAAAUAUAAAACUAAAUCAAAUUUUCAGUUUGAACGUAAAAAAAAAAAAAAAUAGAAUCUCUGGUCGAAUAUUGCAGAGAACGAAAGAGAGUGUGUGUGCUGAUGAGAGAGGAAAAAAACUGCGAGUGAAUAUUGUUAAACUAGUUUUGAAAAUCUGAUUUUCUUUCUAGAAGAAAAUGACUGAAUGCGCUUUUAUAAAAAAUCAUAAACUUUAAGAAAAUUUCUAUUUCAUUUCGAAGUAGUUAAAAAAAGAAGAAUGCAAAGAUAAAUUUUAAAAAUUGAAUCUUUGAUAUUAAAAAUAAAAUUUCAUUAUAAAUAUGAUUAUAGAUAAAAAAGACAAUUAUUUAUAAUUCAGAAAUGUUUUUUUAAAUAUGUAAAUCAAAAAAAAAAUCUUUCUUUUGGCGUUUCAACUUAGGAAUAAUUAGUCCUUAAGAAAAAUUUUUAAUUAUUUUAAUAAAAUGCAUUACCGACCUGA
Leptopilina heterotoma is the source of this 2245-nucleotide messenger RNA. Its product is annotated as endochitinase. Gene Ontology annotation, molecular function: chitinase activity; chitin binding. The coding region runs from base 157 to 1779 and encodes 540 amino acids. Lineage: Eukaryota; Metazoa; Arthropoda; Insecta; Hymenoptera; Figitidae. The transcript has 10 exons. Gene Ontology annotation, cellular component: extracellular region. The record is from RefSeq and is a predicted model, not a curated record. Gene Ontology annotation, biological process: chitin catabolic process; carbohydrate metabolic process.